Molecule: messenger RNA, 2920 nt
Organism: Mus caroli (Ryukyu mouse)
Lineage: Eukaryota; Metazoa; Chordata; Mammalia; Rodentia; Muridae
Gene: Sema3d
Product: semaphorin 3D
Biological process (GO): axon guidance; semaphorin-plexin signaling pathway; negative chemotaxis
Cellular component (GO): plasma membrane
Molecular function (GO): chemorepellent activity; semaphorin receptor binding
Source: RefSeq, a predicted model, not a curated record
AAACCCACCCUGGACAGCGCGGCUGAGACAGGGAAGGUUUGCUCCCUCUGAGGGAUUGCCAGCACAUCAGAAGGGGCUGGGAGCUGGGGGAGGAGAUUGAAGGGAGAGGUAAUCCCUGGCGUUUUGAGCAUCCCCUUUUUAGAAAGACGGAGUCUCUCCCAGGACAGCUGCUGCGGUCACACCACAAACUUAAAAGCCGCCCUCCUGCUUGGAGCGUGCCUUUCCUCACCACGCUCGCUGGCCUAAGCGCCAACUGGUGGGUCGCUGUCCGAGAGAGAGGCGCUGCGCUCGGGGGGGACAGGAGCGCCCCCUGCCUUCCCGCCUGGCCGUAGCCGCGGCCUCAUUGCUCUGCCAGGGCCGCCUGUGCUCCGGGGUUCAGCCCGGGCUGUCGCUCCGAAGAACUCGCGCCUGUGCCCACGGUCGCCAUCCUCUUGGCUUCCUUCGGCUGUCCUUUCCUCUCUCCUGAGCCUGCCACGUAAGGAAAGGAAAAGCGACAAGAGUUGCUAGCAGGAAGGGUGAACUAACAGUGUUUGAAAGACAAAAUUUUCAUCAUGAAUGCUAAUAAAAAUGAGAACCCAAGAUCCAGAAGUCAAGAUCUUCACCUUUUUCAUGCUUGGAUGAUGUUAAUCAUGACACUGCUCUUUCUUCCUGUCACUGAAACAUCUAAACAAAAUAUUCCACGACUCAAGCUAACCUACAAAGACUUGCUGCUUUCAAACACCUGUAUCCCCUUUUUGGGUUCAUCAGAAGGAUUGGAUUUCCAGACUCUUCUUUUGGAUGAGGAGAGGGGCAUACUGCUCCUAGGAGCCAAAGACCAUGUCUUCCUGCUCAGUCUGGUUGACUUGAACAAGAACUUUAAGAAGAUUUAUUGGCCUGCUGCAAAAGAACGAGUGGAGCUAUGUAAAUUAGCUGGGAAAGAUGCCAAUACAGAAUGUGCAAAUUUCAUCCGUGUGCUUCAACCCUAUAAUAAGACUCACGUUUACGUGUGUGGAACUGGAGCGUUUCAUCCGCUGUGUGGGUACAUUGAUCUCGGAGCCAACAAGGAGGAACUCACAUUUAAACUAGACACGCACGACCUGGAGUCUGGCAGGCUGAAAUGUCCCUUUGAUCCUCAGCAGCCUUUUGCUUCAGUAAUGACAGAUGAGCACCUCUACUCUGGAACAGCUUCUGAUUUCCUUGGCAAAGACACUGCAUUCACAAGGUCUCUUGGGCUAAUGCAGGACCACCAUUACAUCAGAACUGACAUUUCAGAGCACUACUGGCUCAAUGGAGCAAAAUUUAUCGGAACAUUCCCCAUUCCAGACACCUAUAAUCCAGAUGAUGAUAAAAUAUAUUUCUUCUUUCGAGAAUCAUCUCAGGAAGGCAGUACUUCUGACAAAAGCAUUCUUUCAAGAGUUGGAAGAGUUUGUAAGAAUGAUGUAGGUGGGCAACGAAGUCUGAUAAACAAAUGGACAACUUUUCUAAAGGCAAGACUGAUUUGCUCGAUUCCUGGAAGCGAUGGGGCAGAUACCCAUUUUGAUGAACUCCAAGAUAUUUACUUACUCCCUACGAGAGAUGAAAGAAAUCCUGUAGUAUAUGGAGUCUUUACCACAACCAGCUCCAUCUUCAAAGGCUCUGCUGUCUGUGUGUACAGCAUGGCUGAUAUCCGAGCAGUCUUUAAUGGUCCCUAUGCUCAUAAGGAAAGUGCUGACCACCGCUGGGUGCAAUAUGAUGGAAGGAUACCUUACCCCCGACCUGGAACGUGUCCAAGCAAAACCUACGACCCACUGAUUAAGUCCACCCGAGACUUUCCAGACGAUGUUAUCAGUUUCAUAAGGCGGCACCCUGUGAUGUAUAAGUCAGUGUACCCAGUGGCAGGAGCACCGACCUUCAAGAGAAUCAACGUGGAUUACAGACUGACGCAGAUAGUGGUGGAUCACGUGGUCGCUGAAGACGGGCAGUAUGAUGUCAUGUUUCUCGGAACAGACAUUGGAACAGUCCUGAAAGUUGUGAGCAUCUCCAAGGAGAAGUGGAAUAUGGAAGAGGUAGUACUGGAGGAGCUUCAGGUAUUCAAGCACCCAACAGCUAUCCUGAACAUGGAGUUGUCGCUGAAGCAGCAACAGUUGUACGUUGGUUCCUGGGAUGGAUUGCUCCAGCUCUCCUUGCACAGAUGCGACACUUACGGGAAAGCAUGUGCAGACUGCUGUCUCGCCAGAGACCCUUACUGUGCUUGGGAUGGACAUGCUUGCUCCAGAUAUGCACCCACAUCUAAAAGGCGAGCUAGACGCCAGGACGUAAAGUAUGGGGACCCAAUCACUCAGUGCUGGGACAUAGAAGACAGCAUUAGUCAUGAAACAGCUGAUGAAAAGGUGAUUUUUGGAAUUGAAUUGAAUUCAACCUUUUUGGAGUGUAUACCUAAAUCCCAACAAGCCUCUGUUGAGUGGUACAUCCAGCGGUCAGGAGACGAGCAUCGAGAGGAGUUGAAACCUGAUGAAAGGAUCAUCAAAACGGACUAUGGGCUACUGAUUCGAAGUCUGCAGAAGAAGGACUCUGGGAUGUAUUACUGCAAAGCACAGGAGCACACUUUCAUCCACACUAUAGUGAAGCUGACUUUGAAUGUCAUUGAGAAUGAACAGAUGGAAAAUACCCAGAGGGCAGAAUACCAGGAGGGGCAGGUCAAGGAUCUGUUGGCUGAGUCACGGUUGAGAUACAAAGACUACAUCCAAAUCCUUAGCAGCCCGAACUUCAGCCUGGACCAGUACUGUGAGCAGAUGUGGUACAAGGAGAAGCGGAGACAGCGCAACAAGGGCAGCCCAAAGUGGAAGCACAUGCAGGAAAUGAAGAAGAAACGAAAUCGACGACAUCACAGAGACCUGGAUGAGCUCCAGAGAUCAGAGGCUACAUAGUUUUCUAUUUAAUUUAAAGAGGAAAUUAUUUACCU